This is a messenger RNA of Conger conger (European conger), 1434 nucleotides long. Its product is annotated as thyrotropin-releasing hormone receptor-like. Gene Ontology annotation, cellular component: membrane. The coding region runs from base 145 to 1434 and encodes 429 amino acids. Gene Ontology annotation, biological process: phospholipase C-activating G protein-coupled receptor signaling pathway. Gene Ontology annotation, molecular function: thyrotropin-releasing hormone receptor activity. The transcript is spliced from 3 exons. NCBI's taxonomy places the organism in Eukaryota, Metazoa, Chordata, Actinopteri, Anguilliformes, Congridae. The record is from RefSeq and is a predicted model, not a curated record.
CCCCAAAACCCAAAUCCCAGAGGCACAUGCAUACAUAUACACACACAUAGACACAGGCCUAUGCAUAGUAUAUGAACAGGCAUACACAUACAAGCACGUGCGCAGAUACACAAGUAUACACACGUACUCAGACACGUACGCGAAAUGUUGUCGGAGAACUCCAGCACCAGGGUCCAGGGCCUGACCAACCUGUCGGUGAGCGUGGUGGAGCCAGUGUCCCAGUCGCUGCAGUACAAGACGGUGUCGGUGUUCCUGGUGCUGCUGGUGUGCUGCAUGGGCAUCGUGGGAAACGUCAUGGUGGUGCUGGUGGUCCUCACCAGCCGCCACAUGCGCACCCCCACCAACUGCUACCUGGUGAGCCUGGCGGUGGCCGACCUCAUGGUGCUGGUGGCCGCAGGCCUGCCCAACGUCUCGGACAGCCUGACGGGCACCUGGGUGUACGGGCACGCCGGCUGCCUGGGCAUCACCUACUUCCAGUACCUGGGCAUCAACGUGUCGUCCUGCUCCAUCACCGCCUUCACCGUGGAGAGGUACAUCGCCAUCUGCCACCCCAUGACGGCGCAGACGGUGUGCACGGUGUCGCGGGCCAAGCGCAUCAUCGCCGGCGUGUGGGCGCUCACCUGCGUGUACUGCCUGCUCUGGUUCUUCCUGGUGGACAUCCAGGUGACGGCCGACCAGGGGGUGCAGUGCGGCUACAGGGUGUCGCGCGACCUCUACCUGCCCGUCUACCUCAUCGACUUCGCCAUCUUCUACGUGCUGCCGCUGCUGCUGGCCAUCGCCCUGUACGGGCUGAUCGCGCGGGCGCUCUACCUCAGCUCCCUGCCCCACCCGUCCCCCUCGGCCAGCGCCACCGCCCUCCGCCGCAGCUGCAGGGACCCCUCCAGCGCCCCCGCCAAGGGCAGCCGCCGCGCGCGCCCCCGCAGCGCCCUGUCGUCCAGGAAGCAGGUGACGAAGAUGCUGGCGGUGGUGGUGGUCCUCUUCGCCCUGCUGUGGAUGCCCUACCGCACGCUGGUGCUGGUCAACUCCUUCGUGGCCUCGCCCUACCUGGACGCCUGGUUCCUGCUCUUCUGCCGGACCUGCAUCUACGCCAACAGCGCCAUCAACCCGGUGGUGUACAACGCCAUGUCGCAGCGUUUCCGCUCCGCCUUCCGCAGCCUGUACCGCUGCAAGAGGCAGUCCGCUCACCACCGCACGCUCUCCGCGAACACCCCCGGCCACAGCCUCAACCAGGGCCAGGCCGCCAACGGGAGGGAGGGGCCGGCCGGGCGGGGCGGCGCGGGGACGCAUACGCGGGGGAAGGCGCGGGGAGACGGCGGGGUCUCGGACGGCCGGGAGAAGGACGCGCCCGCCGCGCGGAAAGACAGAGACGCGGUGCAGGCCACGCCCGGUACCGAGGAGAGGCAGGAGGAGGAGAUGAACCACAGUGCCGUGUGA